AUGUCCAACCUCCUCUUCAAGGCCGCGGCUCCGGCGCGCGCACUUGCAAAGAGCCAUAACCUUUCCGGAGGACCGAAACUCCAGCAGUGCCUCCGGAAAGGCGCUCGGCUUCACACGGCUUCUUUCAGCUCUCGAGCUGAGCGACCCAAUGCCCGGAAAGAGCACAAUGCUCGGGCGUCUCAGAGGACUUUCCACGCGACCAAUACCUUGCUGCAGAAGGAUCCGUACAAAGCCCUCGGCGUAGACAAGUCCGCAACCGCCGCCGAGAUCAAAAAGGCAUACUACGGCUUGGCCAAGAAGUUCCACCCCGACACCAACAAGGAUCCUACGGCAAAGGACAAGUUUGGCGAGAUCCAAACCGCCUACGAGAUCCUCUCCGACCCCAAGAAGAGAGAGCAGUACGACCAAUUCGGCGAUGCCAGCUUUGAUCCCAACGCGGCCGGAGGCAAUCCGUUUGCUGGCGCAGCUGGCGGCAAUCCUUUCGCAGGAUUUGGUGCGCAGGGCGGAUUCGGCGGUGGAUUUGGCGGCGGUUUCAACUUUGAGGACUUGUUUUCGGCUUUUGGUGGCCGUCGAUCGAAUCCUUUCCAGCAGGAGAUUCUCGUGGGCGACAACAUCGAGUCUCAUGUGAGCAUCAGCUUCAUGGAGGCUGCCAAGGGAACGAGCAAAACCAUCACCAUCACACCCGUCGAAUCUUGCAACACAUGCUCCGGCAGUGGCUUGAAGUCUGGCGCCCAGAGGACUCAGUGCCACAGCUGUGAAGGAACGGGAACGCGGGUUCACUAUGCGCAGGGCGGCUUCCAGAUGGCCUCGACAUGCGGAACUUGUGGAGGAACUGGCUCAACGAUCCCAAAGAGCUCCGAGUGUCGGACGUGCUCUGGCCAGGGUGUCGUGCGCAACAAGAAGACCAUCACCGUCGACAUCCCCGCAGGUAUCGAGGACGGCAUGCGGCUCCGGAUAGACGGGGCCGGUGAUGCUCCCAUAACCGGAAGGUCCACCAGCCCCGAUGCCCGGGCUCAGCGCGGAGACCUCUACGUCUUUGUUCGGGUUGCUACGGACCCCAAAUUCAGCCGCGAGGGCUCCAACAUCCUCUACACAGCAAACAUUCCCCUCACCACGGCCAUUCUCGGCGGACAGGUUACGAUUCCCACGCUGGACGGCACGGUUAACCUCAAGGUGGCCACCGGCACCAACACCGGCGACAAGGUCACUCUGCCCGGGAUGGGUAUGCAGCGCCUCGGUUCGCGGAGAGCGGGAUCCGGUGAUCUAAAGGUCGAAUUCCGAGUCAAGAUGCCCAAGUCGCUCAGCGCCAGCCAGCGCACCAUUCUCGAGAUGCUCGCCGAUGAGAUGGACGACAAGUCAGCUCGCCGCGUUAUGAACGUUUCAAGGUCAGAGGGAGAUUCCAAAACUUGA
Molecule: messenger RNA, 1410 nt
Organism: Trichoderma harzianum CBS 226.95
Lineage: Eukaryota; Fungi; Ascomycota; Sordariomycetes; Hypocreales; Hypocreaceae
Exons: 2
Coding region: 1-1410 (469 amino acids)
Biological process (GO): response to heat; protein refolding
Cellular component (GO): cytoplasm
Molecular function (GO): heat shock protein binding; ATP binding
Source: RefSeq, a predicted model, not a curated record